AUGCGCCCACCUCCUCCCGCCGCCUCUGCCGCACUAUCCAAGCAGCACCUCCUCCGCUUCCACCGCUGCCUCCCACCCGUUUGGCGAAAUGCCGCCCCUGCCCAGGACUCGCUGCCGCCGUCACGCAACUCCUCAUUCUCCCCUGCUUCCCUCUCGGCCCUUCUCUUCUCCUGUACCGCGCAUCGCGCCCACCGUCCCGGGGAGCAGCUGCACGCACAUGUCGUCACGCUCGGCCUGGGCGCGCACCCCUCGGUGCUCCCCAGGCUCACCGCCCUCUACAUCGCCCUCAGUGACUUCCCUGCCGCGCGAGCGACCAUCGAGCAGGCGGCGAGAAAUGCGCAGGUUUUCCCCUGGAACCUGCUCAUUUGGGGCUACACUGGACGGGGGUUGUGGGAAGACGUGGUCCUUGCGUACGAGAAGAUGCUGGCACUGGGCGUCGACACCGACAGGUUCACGUACCCGUCGAUUCUUUGUGCCUGCAGCGAGCUUCGGGAGGUCACCGUUGGCCGAAGGAUUGAACGGCGUAUCCGGAGGUGUAGAUAUGGAUUGGACAUGUAUGUUUGGAAUGCUUUGGUGGGGAUGCAUGCCAAGUGCGGGGAGCUGUAG
Molecule: messenger RNA, 606 nt
Organism: Phragmites australis (common reed)
Lineage: Eukaryota; Viridiplantae; Streptophyta; Magnoliopsida; Poales; Poaceae
Product: pentatricopeptide repeat-containing protein At1g71490-like
Exons: 1
Coding region: 1-606 (201 amino acids)
Biological process (GO): RNA modification
Molecular function (GO): RNA binding; protein binding
Source: RefSeq, a predicted model, not a curated record